This is a messenger RNA of Drosophila nasuta, 4286 nucleotides long. RefSeq names its product phosphatase 6 regulatory subunit 1-like protein fmt (gene fmt). Gene Ontology annotation, cellular component: nucleus; cytosol. The transcript is spliced from 10 exons. The coding region runs from base 218 to 3277 and encodes 1019 amino acids. The record is from RefSeq and is a predicted model, not a curated record. Lineage: Eukaryota; Metazoa; Arthropoda; Insecta; Diptera; Drosophilidae. Gene Ontology annotation, molecular function: protein phosphatase binding; protein phosphatase regulator activity.
CAUAACAGUACCCUUUUUACAUCAGCGUGGCAACGCAAUUUUUGGGUGAAAAAUUAUUGAAAUCGUUGUAAAAGUGCAAAAAAACAGCAGUGCUGUGCAUCGAAAUAGCUCGAAAUCAGUGCAAUUACACAUUUAACAAGCAACAACAAAGCAAGCUUGCUGCCUAUUUCUUCUCCCCAAGCCUGAAAGUGUCACCGCCAAGACGUACGUGCGAAAAAUGUUUUGGGACAAGGGUUAUGCGCCCUCAGCGAACAUAGAGGCGCUGCUAGAGAAAGAGAAUUCCACGGUGGAGGAAUUUCUCGACGAGGAGGAAAUACUGCAGGAAUGCAAAACGCCAAAAAAGAACCUCGUCAACUAUUUAACACGGCCCGAAGUAAUUAGACGACUUGUCGAACUAAUCACAACGGAACCAUCGGAGGAUGUGCCGCUGGCGCAGCGUUUUCGCUAUGCAAACAUGUCAUGUGAGAUACUAACACUCGGCCUGCCGUCCCUGGAUGAAAAGCUGCUGUCCGAUGCGAAUACACUACAGUUGCUGUAUUCAUAUCUGGAAAAGGAACCACCGUUAAAUCCAUUGCUAUCAUCGUUUUUUAGCAAAACGUUUAGCAUGCUCUUUACCAAAAAGCCUGAACAAGAUUGGUUUUUGUAUCAACAAAUGUGCCUACAACUUUUGGAAUAUAUUAAAAUGCAGACGAAUUUUUUGGAUUUAAUUUGUAAACACUUCGACACACCGGUCAUACCUGAUUUAAUAAUGCAAAUGAUGAAGCUCAUCGAUGGUGGUCAGCUAAAGCGCAACCUAUACGAAUGGCUAACUGAAGAUAAAAUUGUAGAGAGACUGAUUGCAAUAUUGCGUAAUCCUCAAGAAACCGAUAAACAUGCAAAUGUUGCGGACUUUUUCUGUGAUCUUAUUAACCAAGGUCGUCUAAUGCGGCAAACCGAACAGGAGAACGAUUCAUUCGAGCCGGCCUUUGAUGGCUCCAAUCCCAUAUUGAGAAAUAUUGAAUCCGUACAGACAAUAGAAGCCUUGUUAAAUGUGAUUUUGGAACCAAACGCUCUAGAGAGCGCCAUCUUAUCAGGAAUAUCGGUUGUACUUACGCUAAUCAAACCCAUAAAGUUCACUGAUGAGCCCAACUCAGAUCGCCAGCGUUUGUUGCAGAAACGUGAGCGUGAAUUUCAUUUGGAAGUGCAGGAGACUGUGAUUACAGUGAUGGCGCCACGCCUCAAGGAAUUUGUGCAUGUGCUCAAGAAUCCACCAGCGAAACCGAGUUUGGAGACUACGGCAGCGGUGCUGACACCUCCAUUUGGUAAGACACGUCUGCAGGUGUGUCGCGUCUUUACCGCAUUGUUGGAGACGAAGCAUGAGACUAUUCAACAGGCUAUUUGUGCCACGGACUAUUUUGCCUUGCUGCUGGACUAUUUCAAGGAAUACUGCUGGAACAACUUUUUGCACAGCGAGAUGGAGAAGGCAUUGCAUUUGGCCUUCUAUAACGAGUUGUCAAACAACAAUACCACCUCAACUGAGUGCACCGACAUUUAUCAGGAUGAUUGCCUAUUUGAUUGCCUAAUGAAAAGCCCAGCGGCUAUAAACUUCUCGACCGAUGUGCAAGCGAAAAAUUUCGCAAAUGAUGCAAAGCGCGCAGAGGGCGGUAAUGAUGGGAAAGACCAGACAAUUGAAGCGGCAUCGGCAUCAGAAUCGGCAUCAGCUGAACAAGAGGCAACUGACACUGAUCAGCAGAAUGAGAAUCCAAAUGCAAAUGCAACGGCAGAAGAAGUGGAGACCAACCAGGAGAACCAUAUUAAAAGCAAUGAUGCAGAAGGUGCUGAAGCAGCGGUUGCUGGAGCUGCUGAUGAUGCUCAAGCUCAACCAAAUCCGUCGACCGAAGGGCCGCCAGCACAGAAUGAUUUGGAUAAGACUAAGACGCCAAACAAUAACCUGCCCACAGAGAUGCAAACAUAUCUGAUUGUCAAAUGCCAACUGGUAUCCAAAUUGGUCAAUUACUGGCGUCACAAUACAGAAGCGCAAUCUGCCGAAAAGGGUCGACGACUAGGCUAUAUGGGCCACCUCAUCAAAAUUCUUAAACAUAUUACGAAUUGUAUAUCAGAAUCUGAACAUAUCGCUGCCUUGAUUGCCUCUAAUUUUGCGGAUGAGUCGGAGCUAAAGCUCUGGCAAUCGCUGAUCGAUGCCGAUGAAGGUGAAUUCACGAAAGCAGUGUCACAACAGAGUAAACUGUUGGCCAACUGCAAUCCACACGAGGACAAUGAGUACAGUGCUGGCAACUCGAAAGAUUUUCUGGGCGAAAACACUUGGGAUAUUAAUACAGCAUCGAUCACUAAUGAUGGUUAUAGCGAUCUGGAUAACACACUGCAGGACAUUGUAUUUACCACGGACAACGAUCAGUUUAUGUUUCAAUUUGGCCAGAAUAUCGACGAUGAUGACGACGAUGAUGAUGAGAACGGUGGCAGUGGCGGCGAUGGUCUCGGUCAUCAUGGUCAUGGUAUGUUUACUAAGAAUUCCAUCACCCUCAACAAUCUGGCGGCUGAUCCCUGGGAGAUGGACGUACAGUUUGCUGAUAUUACUGGUGCCUCUACGGACGUGAAUACUGAUAAUGCCAGUACUGGUAAUUGGGGAGCUGACUUCAACAGUGACAACUUCGCCGACUUCGAUGCGCAUUUCAGCACCUUUGGCAGUGAUUUGGGCAUGCCGCAUACACAACCCCCUCCUUCCGAUGCAUCACAAUCGACCGAAGCCAACGAUCUAUCCGCCAAGACCAAUAGCGAUGAACAGCAACGGGCAACGCUUAACGAGGACGAUGUGUCCAUGACUGCAACCAUAAAAGACGACCACCAGGCAGAGUAUGACAACAAUGCCAAUGUGGAGAAAGCCGCCAGCGAUAAGUUUAACGAGCUAAACGAUCUCGACACUGCUGCAACAGCAGCUUCGGCUGCCACAUCCAUCGUUAGUAGGUUGCAGUCGGUGCUGCUCGCUGGCGAGGAGGACUACGAAGAUGAUGAAGGCAUGUGGACAAAGCCAUUGGGUGGCAAUAGUAGUCUAUCUGCGAUGGCAACCGAUCAACAGCCUGCUUCAAUUUCAAAUGGACCCAGUAAAAUUAAUGAAUUCAAUCAUGCCAACGACAAUAGCACCAGUAACGAUGCUCGCGACGAUAGCAACAUCACAGCCAGAUCGGAGCAGGAGCAACAGCAGCAGCUGCAGCAGAAGUCUGAUAGUAUAAACGCAGCGGCUGCUAAAACCUUUGCUGAAAAUGCAACAACGACAACAUAAAUGUGCCGACACAUACACCCAACACACACACACAUGUACAGGCACAUUGACACAACCACAUACAUACAUACUACAUCAACGAUUGCAAUUUGUAUAGCAUAAAAUAUGUCAAAAAGUUGUAAACUUAAAAGCCUUUGAUUUGCUCUUUGGUCAUCUCUUAUACAUAAUCAUGCAUACAUAUUUACAUACCUAAUUGAAUAUAUAUACAUAUACACUACACUACACUACAUACUACUACUAUACGUACAUACUAUAUAGCAUUGAUGUACAUAUAUGUACACCUCUAUAUACACAUAUAUAGUAUAUAUAUAAUGUACACAUAGGUUGAAAAUGACAACAAACGAUUGUGUAUUUGUAAAGCCCGAGCCCGCCCAAUUCAAUAGCAAAACAAAAACAAAUAGUGAAAGUAAAAUGAUGAUGAAGAUGAUGAUGGUGAUGUUGAUGUUGAUGAUGAUAAUGAAUUGGAAAAUAUGUUGUAGAUUCCUGCUAUUCCUCGCUCAUCGUAUUGCCAAUUUCCUAUUUAUUAAAAUAAGCUGUAUUCUGUUUUUGUAUCUUUAUUAGUUUCUUCUAUAAACUCUACAAUACUCUCAAUGUGUUAGACAACAAAUGAGCAUUACUAAAAGUACCAGCAUAUUAUAAAUUUUUGUAAUUGUUCUUAGCUUGAUCUGAAUAUACUGAUGUACUACAAUACGUUUAUUAUUUUUGUAAUGUUUAAUUGGAGACUUGUAUUUAUUGUAUGUAUUUUGAAACAAAACCAAAAAGCGCUAAAAAUCUAUACAACAAGCAUACACAUACAUGAUAUACACUCAUUCACACAUACUUACAUAUGCUGCAAGCACAAUUAGUAUAUUUAUGUAUAUACUAUUAUGUCCCUUACUCUUAUUCUUUUGUUUUACCAAUUGAGUUUCACCAAAAAAUGUAUUCAACGUCGAAAGUACAAAACUGAGAACUAAACAAAAACAAAAAAAAAAAACGAAAAAGAAAAAGAAAAAAACGACAACAGCAAGCA